UUUUAUUUAUCCUAUUUCUAAUGACAUGCAAAAAGCAUAACCGCGUGUUUUGUUUGUUUACGACUGCCACUCACAAGCAGGAACUGCUGGGCAUUGAAAAUUGACGAUAAAACCCAGCUUGGGAAGAUUUUCUUGGAUAGAGUGUCACUAAAGGAGUCAAGAGAUGAAGCUGCGAAGCAAAGAAGUAAAAACACCCAUUCAAAAGCCGCUGUGCAGACUGUGCGAGUGUCCGACGUCGGACGGCCACGUCCUCGCGUCGCAGGUGGACAGGAUCAAGCUGAGGAAAUGGGCCAUGAAGGUUAUGAACCUGACGGAAGGAGACGAAAACUUGCCGGAAGUGGUCGAAGAAGACGCUUUGAUCUGCUAUUUUUGCAUCUGGCAGGCAGAGUUCGGGGAUGAGUCUGGAGACGAGGCUGUGGCUUGGUGGCCAAAAAAUCUUGAUUUGGAGGAAAACGCUAAGGUUCUUAGGGAGAAUUAUUCAGUUGGAGAAGUAGAGCAGUGUUGGGUGCAGUUGGAAGAGGUUGAUCUCACCAAAUAUGAAAAAGAAAUCCCUAAGAAGAGUAAAUUCGACAUUGAUCUGGCCGAGUACGAAAAGGAUAUCCCUACGAACAGGAAAUACGGCAGUGGAAUGUGUUUUUACUGCGGCAAGAGAUUCAACGAUCUUAGGCAGCACAUCAAACUGAUGCACAAAGAAGCCAUCAAAUGCGGAAUUCGGAGCUGCGGGACUUACUUUCACACCGAGGAGGAAAAAGAGCAGCACAUGCAGCAGGUUUCACAUGAGAAACGAAACAAACAAAACACGAAAAUUCGUUGCAAAUAUUGUGAAAUCGGCAAAUUGCAUUCCUCAGUUCGUUCGUGGAGGCAGCACAUGAAACACCUCCAUCCAGAACUUCCAGAGGCGUGCGCGCGUAAAGGCUGCAAUGAGUAUUUCAAAUCCAAGUCCGAGAAGAUUCAGCACGUCAACUCGAAGCACAAACGAGGCAUAAGUCAAGAUGUUUACCAAUGCAAGCAUUGCGAUUAUUUCACCACAAUGAAGCACUUGUUGAAACAACACAAAGAGUCCACGCACAUGCCAAAAAUCUUCAAAUGCGACAGUUGCGACGCCAAAUUCGGCUCGAAAGUGUUAGUGAGUCAGCACCAUAAACGUCAUCACACGUUCGAAAACUGCAAAUCUUGUGGCCAGAACUUGACUAACGAUCGCAUGAAAAACCACAGAAAACCAUCGUUUUGCUCCAGAUGCAAAGUCAGUUUCAAGUGCUCGGGUUUGUACCAAUUGCAUAGGGAGAGCUGCAAAAAAACUGUCAAGUUAUUCAGUUGCAAAGAGUGUGAAAAAUCUUUCAACACGUACAGAAAGUUGUAUCACCACAGAAAGGUUCACACCAAAAGGAUCGCUGUUCGCUGCCAACAUUGCGACUUUUCAACAUUUCACAAGGAAUACAUGGUGCAGCACAUGCAAGGCAAACAUUUACCAAAGACGAUUAAGUGUAACGAGUGCAACAUAUUGUUUGCUUCUGAACGUAUUCUCAAGCUUCACAAGAACGGGUCGCACAGAUUCCUCCGCUGCUCUGAGUGUGCUCAGGAGAUAGGCCGUCAAAAGUUGUAUAGUCACCAGCAAGCCAAGACUUGCCACCGCUGUGAGUGCAAGUUCAAGUGCCGCGGACUUCUUGAGAAUCAUUUUAAGAGCUGUCUCCAGAUCAUUAGCAAUGAUUUCUUUUGUGACAUGUGCCCGAGAUUUUAUAGGACAAAGGCUAUUUUGUAUCAUCAUAUUGUCAAGAAGCACAUUGGUGUAUAAGUCAGCGGGGUCUAGAUUCAUGCGACGCGCAGAUAUAUAUGGCGUCUGGUGGAGUAUGGCGCGAAAAAACGGUCACGUGAAAAAAAAGCAAAUUUUGGUUAAUAUUGUGACAUUUAAUUUGCAUUACUCUUAACUAAUUGUGUCUUUUGGGCCGUAAAAACAAACUCUUGACACUGGUACGGCAAUCCAAAGAGAGCUUUUUAUAUCCCACAUUCAGACGCCAUCUUGGAGCUGCGCAGUGCAAACCAAUUUUAUCGCACAUCUGGCUCCCGCUGGUAUAAAAAAUUUCAUUUUAAACUCUAGAGGUCUGAUUGCAAAAUUUUCUUUUGUUAAUUGAAAUUUUGUCAAAAUAAAAAUAAUUUAAUGGUCUUA
This is a messenger RNA of Cloeon dipterum, 2164 nucleotides long. Its product is annotated as oocyte zinc finger protein XlCOF7.1-like. The transcript is spliced from 3 exons. Lineage: Eukaryota; Metazoa; Arthropoda; Insecta; Ephemeroptera; Baetidae. The record is from RefSeq and is a predicted model, not a curated record. Bases 164 to 1792 code for a protein of 542 amino acids.